This is a messenger RNA of Phalacrocorax carbo (great cormorant), 2262 nucleotides long. Lineage: Eukaryota; Metazoa; Chordata; Aves; Suliformes; Phalacrocoracidae. The record is from RefSeq and is a predicted model, not a curated record.
GGCGGGGAGGGAAGUCCGGUCCCCGUGGAGUUUGUCCGUCCGUCCGUCCCUCCGUCCACCCGCCCGCUCCCCUCUCGCCCCAAGCUCACCCCGCUUGGCGCUCCUCGGCAAAUGGCGGCCGCAGCGCAGCGCCGCCGGGGCCGGUGCUCCCCUCGCCGCGGGUCCCCCGCACUGGCGGGCAGGGAGCGCUGUCUCCUCGGGAAGGAACCGGUGUUCCCCGGCGCAGGUGUCGCCGUGCGGCACCCGGGGAGGCGCAGCCCGCCUGGCAGAGCCGGGCCGGGCCGGCGUAGGCGCCCGCCUGCCCGUCGGUAGCGUUACCGAGAGGGUCCCCGCGGCUCCCGUUUUCUGUUAGCACAGAGCAGCCGAGGAAUGGAGCCCGCGUCGUGUACAAGAGAGCCGUGAAGGUGGAUUGGAAAGAGUCGGGGUUAACUCUGACGACAUCCACGAACUCAUUCUGGUCCCAUCGGCGUUCCCUGGUGGGAUGUGCACAGCCAGGAGCCGUGGUGACCUCUGGUUUCCCAGUGAUCUCUUCCGUUACAAAACUUGUAGAGGCGAUCCUUAGCGGCCGAGCUGGAUGCUGAGUUGUGGCCCAUCAUAAGUACGGAGCCUGCAGGGCUAGUCCAGAUGGAUGCAAUUCUGAACUGCAGACCAGAUGACUUGGAAGAUUACUACAACUUGUUAGGAUGCGAUGAACUGUCUACGGUCGAACAAAUUCUUGCGGAAUUUAAGAUUAAAGCCCUUGAAUGUCAUCCUGACAAACAUCCUGGAAACCCCAAAGCAGUGGAGAAUUUCCAGAAGCUGCAGCAAGCUAAGGAGAUUCUUACUAAUGAAGAGAGUCGAGCGCGUUACGAUUACUGGCGACGAAGCAAAAUCACCAUUCCGUUCCAGCAGUGGGAGGCCCUGAGCAAUUCUGUGAAAACGUCAAUGCACUGGGCUGUCCAAAGUAAGAAGGACCAAAUGCUGGAAGCUCCUGACUUGAAUAAUAGCAACAACAUAACUAAUGAGAUUUGGACCCAACAGACUGAAAACAAUGAAGACGGAUUGUCAGAUGGGAACAGGGAGCAAGAAGAUGUUGCAAUUCCUGAUGUGAAACCACAGUCUUCAAAGAACCCAGACUCCCCAAGAUUUUCAGACGCAAAUUACUGGCACUUGCGUUUCCGCUGGUCAGGGGAUGCUCCAUCAGAGCUUCUGAGGAAAUUCAGAAACUAUGAGAUCUAAAAUGCAAAAUAAGCAUGAGAUCAUCUGUUCAACCAUUCAGUAUUUUUUUGUCAGCAGUUAUGUUAUUUGUAUUUUGUAUUCAUUCAUUGUGAUGUGAAUGUUGUUUGAAUAAAUGUCUUAAUACUGAUUUGUAAACACGUGUGCUGUAAGCAUUGCAGAUGGAGGUCUUCAUGUUUAACAAGCAAACUUUAAGCAAAGCCCUUUUCAGCGGUAACAUAAAGUGAUUUUAUGAAGUUAUCUAACAUCGUAUAUAUUGUUUCUUGUAUUCUUAAAUAUUUGUGUAGUGAAUAUUUUUUCUCAAUACUGUGAUGUUACAAAGGAUGUACUCUCGGUAGAACCAAAAGUCAGUGUUAGACUCCAGCAUAUCAUCCUAUUCAGUGAUGAUCUUCCAAAAGCUAUAUACAAUGAACUUUAAUCAAAACCAUGCUUAUUUCUCAGCUAUAUACUCUGGCUCACUUCUCCAUUGCAUUGUACUUACUGUAGUCAUUUAUAACACGCGCGUGCACAAUACUGUGACAAAUUUAACUUGUUGGAGAAUUUUGAUCUUACGAUAUAGAUGAAAUAAGAUCCAAGAAGGUCACUGUGACAGACCAGGCUCUCUGAAGAAUUACUUGCUUUCUAUCUUAACAAGUACACUUUUUGCACCAGCUAUUUAUUUUGGAAGGCAGUUUCAGAACUCCACUUCUCCAGUUAGCACCUUUCUUCUUCUUGAGACUUAGUGGUGGACAACUGAUACCCCACGUAUGUGUUGCCAGCAUUGUCCUGUGGCUUAAGAGCAAUAUCCUUCCCUGCUCUGCCUGAUAGAUGGGGUCUUAUCAGGGUGUUGUAUGGUGAGGAAUGAAGAAUCAGGCCAGUAAGCAUUAAUGUGUACAAAAUCUCACAUGAAACGUUUUUUAUAUUUUAGGCAACUUUUCAAAUUCUACAUUGUGUUUGUUUUGUAUUUGCUUUCUUCUUUGUAAACCUGGCUAAUAUGUCAGGUAUUGACAUUGUGGUUUUGUGCAGGCAAGUAAUUCCAUCAGCAACAAAUAAAACUGCAUGCAUACA